Molecule: messenger RNA, 1365 nt
Organism: Penicillium maclennaniae
Lineage: Eukaryota; Fungi; Ascomycota; Eurotiomycetes; Eurotiales; Aspergillaceae
Gene: smp3
Product: glycosylphosphatidylinositol-alpha 1,2 mannosyltransferase smp3
Exons: 5
Coding region: 1-1365 (454 amino acids)
Biological process (GO): GPI anchor biosynthetic process
Cellular component (GO): endoplasmic reticulum membrane
Molecular function (GO): alpha-1,2-mannosyltransferase activity
Source: RefSeq, a predicted model, not a curated record
AUGUGGCGACGUACCUAUCUGUUCCUGCUGCUGCUGCGUGUUUACUUCGCGCUGUCGCCCAGCUAUCUGCACCCUGAUGAGAACUUCCAAGGCCCCGAGGUCUUCGCCGAUGCCGAUGAGCCUUCUGAAAUGGUUCUACACGGAGAUCGGGUCGGGCAACCCACCGCCACAACUAGUGUAUUAUGUUCUGCGCGGGGAAUGUUCCUGCUGAGCUUUGUGCUGGAGGACUGGGCCGUGUAUGAACUGGUGCCGUCACCCCGCCACCGUCGUGCGACUGUGGUCCUGGUCGCCUCGUCGUAUGUCACCUGGACGUAUCAGACGCACACCUUCUCCAAUUCCCUCGAGACGCUGUUGGUGGCCUGGGGGCUGGUUCUGAUUCGUCGCAUUACUGAGAACAAGAAACGAUCGUCGUUCUUUUCCUAUGCUGUACUCUCGUUCAUCGCUGUCGCUGGGGUCUUUAAUCGCAUUACCUUCCCGGCCUUUUUACUCUUCCCGGGGUUACAAUUACUGCCCUACUUCCAGCGCAAACCAACAUCACUCCUCGCUUUCAUCGGCUUUGGGGCCCUGUUCGCUUCAAUAGCGAUAUACAUCGACACGACCUUCUACAGACCCUCCACCUCCUUCCUCGAGAAUAUACGGAAGCCGAUCGUUACUCCUCUAAACAACAUACUCUACAACACCGACGCAUCCAACCUCGCAAUUCAUGGCCUCCACCCCCACCACCAACACUUCCUAGCAAACCUCUUCCAACUGCUCGGCCCAGCCUAUAUCGCCAUGAUUCUGUCCCUCUUUAGCUGGCCGAUCGUGCCCACCUGGAUGCGCAACGCGCGGGCCCUUUCCGCCGUCUCAGCAACAGCCAUCCUUUCCAUCUUCCCCACCAAGAACCCCGCUUCCUCAUUCCCUGCGUCCCCUCCUCCUCAGCUCAUCGUUGAGUCAAACACCCUAUCCCAAGGCAUAAAAACAAUGCCCGACGCCUCUGUCUUCUGGUGGAAAACAUACUCUCCACCGCAGUGGCUUCUCGGUGCAGAUACCAAUGCCACUCACAUCGACACCUUUGAUCUAAUGGGCAUUCCAGGCCUUGAAAUGAUCACCGCUCUAGACAAGGCCGUCCCUCUCUGCCCCACAACUUCUCCAGUGUACCUCGUCGCGCCGACAUCAGCUUCAUUCCUGGAUGAAUACAUUUCCCCUUCAUCCCUCUCAGAACCACAUUCCCCUAAUCUUCAGCUCUACCGCCUAUGGACACAUCGCAAACAUCUUAACCUCGAUGACCUCGACUUUGGCGACGAUGGUAUUCUGAACACUUUGAAUCGUGUCGUUGGACGUCGCGGAUUAGGUGUAUGGUCUGUUCGACGUGCGUGUACGUGA